UGGUGCGUUGACAGGAAUAUAGAGGACAAAGACAAGAAUGCUAGGGUAACCGACGUGAGGAUAUCCAAUCGCAUUGGAUCGCCAUUGAGUCCCAAAUCAAUGGAAGACUUGGAUGUCGAAGAGACAUUCAGCCAGCCAUCAAUCGAUCUGGACAACCUUGACUGGGGCUAGGCACUUAUUCCACCACACAAACGAUAUGAGCAGGCGGGGCACUUUGCCAUUCUUCCAGCAGUCUUGAUCAAGCUAUGAUCCUUGCAUUUUUCGUUGUUCGGCAAUCAAGGAAAGGCGUGUGAAUACCACUGACUCCCCAAAGGUGCCUCUGAGUUCUGAGGCCGCAUCCUAUACCAUACAGCAUACUUACAGAAUUGAAAGCAUCUGCCCAAAUUUCACCUUCGCGACAUCCAUUCAACUUUCAACUCGUCGCACUGUCUCACAGUAUGAGGAAACGCCUCAAGUUCUAGGCUGAGACUGAGACGCCUGACUCUGUCCAAUAGAACAUUCAUAACGGCUUACAAUCCAGCCAGCCAGCUUUGCCGAGCUAUAGAUAAAGAACUCAAUACCAUCCCUUGCGUAUGUGGAAGCGCCCUUGAAAACCCAGACGCUCUAGCAAGAUCCUAUCCGCUUAUUCAGUUGACCCCUCGUAAGACUCGGCAUUUGCGCUACGAUAAUGUGGACAGUACAGCCUCCAUUAAUGCAUUGAAUUUCCCUGCGCACGAACCAGUCAGCCAGUAAGCCAAGAGACUGCAACUCGAAAUAGAGGUCCAGAUUUAGCUAGCACUCAGGAAACGAAUUGGAUCAGUCCAAUGGCCCCCAGGGGCAUCUUGUGGUUGCGUCAGUGGUCCAGUGUCAAGAAACCAGAACCGCCAAUCCUCACUGAGAAUGGAAGGACUCGACGACUCGCUGGGUGACUCGACCUCAUUGAAUGUGGAGUGGAGUGGAGUGGAGAGGAGGGAGGGAAGGAAGCGCGCCUGUUGGCCCGGGCCGCUGGGCCACUGCAGGUUGUGAAAUGCAUCACUGGGGCCACUGAAUGAAUGUGUCUUCGAGACUGUUGAGGGCUGCUAGCGGGACAUGCUGCCCCCUCCCUCCUUCUCAAUCCUUGACAGGCUACCUGACAGGACUUGCUUCUUCUGGGCUUCUAUGGCUGGGUUUCUCCACUCUCCCGUCAUCUAGGUUAGUGGGCAAGGUCCUCCAGGCUCUAGGUGCUCCUGUUCCUCAACCAGCGCCUCGUCAAUUCUCUCGUUAUCUCACCUCACCUCAUUUUCUCGUUCCAUCUUUGGCAUUCUUCCUUUGAUCUUCGUCAGUAGUGACUGGAAGCUAAGAUCAUCCAUCAUCUUAUGUGCCGACUUUGACGUGAUUCUAACCCGAGGAAUUCUUACGGCGCCCAUCUCGUCCCGAUGCGCACUCAACUGUCGCGCUCGACACUUAACGCAACUCUCACACUCUAUUUUAUCGCCAGUCAUGAUGGCACCUCCCGCUGAUUAUCCGCUCCAAACACAACAUGAGACCAGCCCAACCAGUCAAUUACAAUUUAAAAAGCACAAGAUUCUUCCACGACCUCGAUCUGAAAGGACCUCCGAAUUACCGAUUCGAGUUUCUAGCCCUUCAAUCAGAUAUGACCUGGCUACCAAUACUUCUGUUUCUGGCAAUGGAAAGCAUCCAUCGAGCCCACGAACUCUCAAACAUCAGUCGCGAAGGAUAAGUAGUGGUCCAGAUCUACCACCAACCCCGCCGAGACAUUCGCGCCAGCCCUCGGAGAACUCUUCUGGCAAGACAAAUAGUCCAGCUGCGACCGAUAUCGCUUUACGGACUCCCCAGCCAUCACAUCUGCGUCCACCCACCACGCCUCCUAAUCAGAAGAGCCCGCCUACGCCCGAUGUGACGCCGCCUCAUUCCACAAGUCGCCCGCAAUUACUACGGCCUAUUGCUAGUGACCGUGCCUGUUCAAGUACUACAGCUGGUGAAUCCCAAUCUGGUUCCUUCACAACUGCGCGAGAAGAGCCUUUAUCAUCCGAAGAUGAAGACAAGCCUAUUGUCAAUCAGAACUCACGAGCAACUGUACGCAAGAUCUUUGACCCAAAUUCUUGUAUUGACAAGCCUGGAAACCUCGGACUGGCUUUGGGCAACCUGGCACCUCACUCGGAAGGGAGCAGUACGUCCAGGUCACCAGCAGGGGAUUGGGCUCAUAACGACAGCGACUGGGGCUCUGUCAGUGAGGUAGAGCAGGAAUGGGAUCACAAUUUGCAAAGACUGGUGACUGUGAAGAAGCGACCUGAAGCACUUAUUAUGCAUCGUUUAAGCCCAAACAGGGCGAGAGUCGUGGAGCCCAACACAGUCAUACCGACACAAGCAGCCAAAGCUGUGCGAGGCAUGCCUUUGUACCCAACGACAGAGACACUGACGGAGACACUUCCGCGAGGCACUGCGAGCCGUGAUAUCCCCGCCUCGGCGACAUCGACAACAAUCGCGACUUCUGACCCACGUAGGAUGUCGGCGAUCUCUACUAAAUCCACUGCCUCGACUGUUGUGGAGGCUUAUCUUUUGGACACAGUCCCCAAGAGGCAGAGGACACUGCGUCAUGUGCGAAAACAAACCAUUCUGAGAGACUCGACCAAUGAGUCCUCCACCUCAACCGCAGCCUCUCUGAAGUCGGACAGAUCGUAUACUGAUUCAUGCGGUCGAAACCGUUCAACUGCUCCAAAGUCAGAAAGUCAAUACUCGAACGCGACACAUAAUUCUAUCUCUAGCGGCAGGGCUCGACGGGAAGUCUGGAAAGCAGGGGGCAUACCUGUGGUUGUUGUUCCUAGUCGGCUAUCAUCACACAAAACCAAGUCUAGAGAGCCGUCACUGAGGUCGCACUCUAGCCGAAAGUCGAGCCGUACCACCAGCGCCAGCCCUACGCUGAACGACAAAUCAACGAAAGAUGAGCCUCCCAUUGUGCGGCGUCAACUGAGAGGUCGAUCUUAUUCCAUGUCCGAAAGCUCUGAUGAGAGAACCAUAGACUACCCACCUAUGGUGCCUGCUCGCUCGUCCUCUCUAUCUGCUCCUACUAGCCGUAACGGUUCAAGAGCCAGUUCCCUGACAACCGAGAGUAUGAAGCUUCAUAACGCCUUGCAGGAAUAUCUCAACAAGAAGAAGGACACGCCCAGGGUGCCUGAACUUCGCUUCUCAGAAGACACGCCAGGGGCACGAACGUUUUCCAAUGCCUCAGAAAGUCACCGUCGGUCAGGUUCCGAUCGCCAUGACGACUUCUUGAACACAAAGGGAUAUGGCUCACAAAACACUCCGUUUUCGUUGGCUUCGGUCGACACAAAUGGGACCAAUCCGGUGGUAUCAGAAGCGCUCGCAGUGCAGAUGUACCCACACCAGAACUCGUCCCUAUUAAUGAUAGAUCAUUCGACAAAACCCUCUGAGUCGCCAGACGAGACUCAAUCGGAGGCGGAGGAAGAUCUGGAUGUGCCGAUGCCGACUGAUUCCUUGGAGGACAUUCCAACCACACCUCCUCAGCCAAAGUUUUCUCUUGACGAUGUCGACUCUCCUCUCCGAAAUCCGCGAGCGCCUCCCGAGCCACCUAACCACCCACCAGUCAUCAACUUCAUUCCUGCCACCCCAUCAGGAACGACUCCAGCUCACGAGAAAAUGGCACAGAUGGGCAACUACUUUGAGUCAAUGAACGAAAAACCCCCUCGUCGUCCUUCUGUGGUACGCCGUGCUUUCAAUCGUACACGACGCCACUCGGUUGAUUAUACACAGUCAACCCGAAGACCUUCGAGCUUCUUGUCGCGCACUCUGUCCCUUUCGCGCACUGGGAGGAUCAGAGGGAUGCCUACUAUGGAACGUGAACCAGCGCAUCUUGGCUCGGACGACAGCCCCGUGGAAGAAAACAAAUUGCACCCUUUUUGGCGCCCUCAAUGGUCUAGUGAGGACUCAGACGAGUGCGAUGGAUACUGUGACGAUGACUGUGAUCUGCACUCGUCGGAUGAACUCGAUGAUCAGACCUACCAAUAUCCUCCGGUAGACAACCGACCGAAGGGACCUCAGAGAAGCUUCAGUUCCAGGAUGAAGCGCACAUUUGCCGUCCUCCCGCCUCGUGACGGUUCCUACUACACCAGCUAUGAUUGGCCCACUACUGAGCGUCGCACUAUUGGGCGAACUCCAAGUGGUAACCUCAGAGUCAUGAGACAUCGGUCUAGUCUUGAAUCUCUGCGACGAAACUAUAACGGUGAUGAGAGGCCACAUUCCGCGGAUGGCGAAGUUAAGAGAUCAUUCUGGCGAGCCAAUAACAUCCACAGGCGUGCUAACAAAGAAAAGAGAAGGCUUUCCCUGGGAAGCAAGUUAGAGGAGUUGCAGAACCUCCCGCGCAAAUUCAGCGAGAGGCGGCGUGAGAAGCGAUCACAAGAGCUUCGCAAGAAGAUAAGCGGGCCAAAGGAAGUUCGUGAUGGGGUUGGAGAAGUCAUCAGGUCGAGCGCAGCUCGCGAUCAUUACAAGCCUUUCGAUGUGACCUCAUCACGCUGAGUAACUGAUUGGGUUUACUGGUGCAGAUGGCAUUAUUGGUGUACCAGGGGAGGUAAACGAUUUCCACUGCUCGUUGCAGGAGAUAUAAGACAAAAGGCUCAUGACUGAUGAUUCACGCUUUACGACACGAAUGAUGGAGGGUUAUGAAAAUGAUAUUGCUUAUGAUAUGCUAUCUGGGAUUUGUUUUUGAAGAGAUUCUAUAUGGGAACUAGUUGGAGGAUACUUUGACAUUGAAGAGGGUAACUCUCAUGUAUGAUAAUUACCAGUACACACGCACGCACAUGAAUGAAUAUACACACAAUAUUUGCCUGACUAAUACGGCAGUAACAGGA
Molecule: messenger RNA, 4844 nt
Organism: Fusarium verticillioides 7600
Lineage: Eukaryota; Fungi; Ascomycota; Sordariomycetes; Hypocreales; Nectriaceae
Exons: 2
Coding region: 1459-4512 (1017 amino acids)
Source: RefSeq, a predicted model, not a curated record